ACAACAAAUUUUCCCGGGGACCAAAAAGAAAAGACAUUGACAUCAUUUCCGACUUACAAACUCCAUGCAAUGCAGCGGAGUUAAGAUACGGUACGUCAAAAGCUAUUUCAAAGAUAUGUCCAAUUACAACAUGGAUUUCCAGUUGGAUGGUGAUGCCCUACCAUCGAUGCAUGAAAGUGUCCAAUUUGAUGAUAGUGAAACCCAAGAUGUUGGCCGUCUUUUUGUGAAUGAGCAAACAAUUCCUACUGAAAACAGAAAUAAUGCAGCCAAUGAGGGUAACAAAAAAAAAGGGAGAGGGAAAACUGUAAUUAAAUGGGGUCAGCGUGGAGUGCGAGAAAGAGUUAAGUGGGGAAAACAAGGAGUACCGGUGUCUCCAAGGGAAAAAUGUGCACAGUAUUCCCUUUUCAUUGGUAGUUUGGCGGCUGACCCUGGAUUGUAUCCUAUUGAUGUCAAGGAUUGGCGGCAUUUUGACAAGGACGACAACCAUCAAAGGGCUUGGACAUGUAUUGAGGGGACAAUUGAUUGGACGGAUGAAGCAGCUGCUGCUAAAAAAUCUGAAAUCAAGAAAUAUGCCUUCGAAAAACUUGCAGAUCGCUGGAAGCAUCACAAGGACUGA
This is a messenger RNA of Rosa chinensis, 616 nucleotides long. RefSeq lists its product as uncharacterized. The transcript has 4 exons. The record is from RefSeq and is a predicted model, not a curated record. Bases 65 to 616 code for a protein of 183 amino acids. Lineage: Eukaryota; Viridiplantae; Streptophyta; Magnoliopsida; Rosales; Rosaceae.